Molecule: messenger RNA, 1471 nt
Organism: Aphidius gifuensis
Lineage: Eukaryota; Metazoa; Arthropoda; Insecta; Hymenoptera; Braconidae
Product: putative protein FAM10A4
Exons: 5
Coding region: 144-1271 (375 amino acids)
Molecular function (GO): Hsp70 protein binding; protein dimerization activity
Source: RefSeq, a predicted model, not a curated record
UGCUGUUCACUGAGUCACUGAUUCACACAUAUUUGUCUAAUGUCCAUCAAUCAUCAUUUGUUCUGAUUUGUUCUGUGAAUUAACUGCCGAUUUGUGUUUACCAGUAACUGCCAUUAUAACACUCUAAUAAUAUAUAUUGUAAGAUGUCUAUUCCUAUAAGUAAGGAAAGCCUGGCUCCUUUACAAGUUUUUGUUAAGCUAUGUCAAAAAAAUCCAAGCAUCUUACAUUUGCCAGAUCUUAAAUUUGUCAGAGAAUUUAUUGAAAGUUUUGGUGGCAAAAUACCUAAUGCUUCACCAUCAAGUAACACCUCGACAAAUGAACCAAAACAGAGAAAAACAAGUGUUAAUGCUGAGCCUGGUUCUGAUGCAGAUGACGAUGAUGAUCAAUGUGCAUUUGACAUGACUGGAGUUAUUGAACCAGACAAUGAUCCACCUCAACAAAUGGGUGAUUUAGAAUUCAUUCCAACUGAUGAAGACAUUUCAAAAGCUCAUUCAAAAAGAUCAGAAGCAUUGUCAGCAUUUGCUGAACAAGAUUAUGAAAAAGCAAUUAAACUUUAUACUGAAGCAAUAAUGCUCAAUCCAUCAGCAGCAUUGUUAUAUGCAAAGCGUAGUCAAGCUUAUUUAUCAUUAAAAAAACCAAAUGCUUGUAUUCGUGAUUGUGACAGAGCUAUUGAGCUUAAUCCUGACAGUGCUGCAGCACAUAAAUUCCGUGGUCGUGCACAUCAACUUCUUGGUAAUUGGGAAAAAGCUGCAACUGAUCUCAGACUUGCAUGUCAAUUUGAUUUUGAUGAACAAGCUGAUGAAUGGCUUCGUGAAGUAACUCCAAAUGCCAAAAAAAUUGAAGAACAAAAAAGAAAGAAAGAAAGACAAGAACAUGCGGAAAAAGAAAAACGUGAAAAAAUGAUGAAAGCACGUGAAGAAGCUGCCAAAACUUGUGAAAAUACAAAUGAUGCAUCCCAGGCUGAUGGAGCAAAUUUCUAUCAAUAUCUUAGUGACCCAGAAGUUCAAGCAGCAUUCCAGGAUCCUGAGGUUUCAGCAGCAUUUGUUGACAUCACUUCAAACCCAGCAAACAUUUUGAAGUAUCAAAAAAAUCCCAAGGUCAUGAAUCUUAUUAACAAAGUUGCAUCAAAAUUCGGUGGUAGCGGAGCUGGUUUCCCAGGAAUGAUGGGUGGAAUGGGAGGAAUGGGAGGAAUGGCUGAUGCAUUCUUCGGCACUGGUGAACAAUCAAAACCUUCAGCACCACCAACUGACGAUGAUUUUGGCCUUGAUUAAAUCCUCUUAUUCAAGGUGUUACAUUCAAUCUUUACAUUGAAUAAAUGAUAAUAAUAAUCAAUAUGUUUCUCAGCAAUAGACUCAUUUUUCAUUUUUCAAUAAUUAUUUAUAAAACUUUAUAAUGAAAAAUUUAUAAAUACAAAUAAUCAUAAUAAUAAUUAUAAUAAUAAUAAAGAGUAGUUGCAUAAAAUAAAAUAACA